Messenger RNA from Thamnophis elegans (Western terrestrial garter snake), 1998 nucleotides. Its product is annotated as zinc finger protein 84-like. NCBI's taxonomy places the organism in Eukaryota, Metazoa, Chordata, Lepidosauria, Squamata, Natricidae. The annotation marks the transcript as partial. Gene Ontology annotation, biological process: regulation of transcription by RNA polymerase II. The transcript is spliced from 3 exons. The record is from RefSeq and is a predicted model, not a curated record. Gene Ontology annotation, molecular function: DNA-binding transcription factor activity, RNA polymerase II-specific; RNA polymerase II cis-regulatory region sequence-specific DNA binding.
UUUGAAUGUCUUGUUUGUGGGAAAUGUUUUAGUCAGAAUUGCAACCUGGUGAAACACCAGAGGACUCACUCAGGAGAGAAACCCUUUGAAUGUAUUGAUUGUGGGAAAGGUUUUAACCAGAAUUCCAACCUGGUGAUGCACCAGAGGACUCACACAGGAGAGAAACCCUUUGAAUGCAACAAUUGUGGGAAGAGCUUCAUUCAAAAAUCCCAUCUGGUGAAUCACCAAAGGAUUCACACAGGAGAGAAACCUUAUGAGUGUCCAGAUUGUGAUAAAGGUUUCAGACAAAAAUCCCAUCUAGGGAAUCAUCUGAAGACUCACACAGGGGAGAAAUUAUUUGAAUGUUCUGAUUGUGGGAAACAUUUCAGUCAGAAUUCCAGCCUGGUCAUUCACCAGAGGUCUCACACAGGAGAGAAACCAUUUGAAUGUCCUAUUUGUGGGAAAAGUUUCAGUCGGUAUGGCAGCCUGGUGAACCACCAGAGGACUCACACAGGAGAGAAACCAUUUGAAUGUGUUGAUUGUGGGAAACGUUUUAGUCUCAAUUCCAACUUGGUGAUACACCAGAGGACUCACACAAAAGAGAAACCCUUUGAGUGUCCUGAUUGUAUGAAAAGUUUCAGUCAGAAUUCCUACUUGGUGAAACACCAGAAAACUCAUACAGGAGAAAAACCUUUUCAAUGUGGUGAUUGUGGGAAAUAUUUCAGUCUCAAUUCUAGCCUGGUAACACACCAGAGGACUCACACAGGAGAAAAACCUUUUGAAUGUCCUAUUUGUGGGAAACGUUUCAAUCACAAUUCCAGCCUUGGGAAACACCAAAGGACUCACAAAGGAGAGAAAAUGUAUCAGUGUCCUGAUUGUGGGAAAGGUUUCAGUCACAAUUCCAACCUGGUGAUACACCAGAGGACUCACAGAAAAGAGAAACCCUUUGAGUGUCCUGAUUGUGCGAAAAGUUUCAGUCAGAAUUCCUUCUUGGUGAAACACCAGAGAACUCAUACAGGAGAAAAACCUUUUCAAUGUAGUGAUUGUGGGAAAUAUUUCAGUCUCAAUUCUAGCCUGGUAACACACCAGAGGACUCACACAGGAGAAAAACCUUUUGAAUGUCCUAUUUGUGGGAAAAGUUUCAGUCAUUACUGCAGCCUGUUGGUACACCAGAGGACUCACACGGGAGAGAAACCCUUUGAAUGUCUUGUUUGUGGGAAAUGCUUUAGUCAGAAUUCCAACCUGGUGAAACACCAGAGGACUCACACAGGACAGAAACCCUUUGAAUGUCCUGAUUGUGGGAAAUGUUUCAGUCAGAAUUCUGACCUGGUAAAACACCAGAGGACUCACUCAGGAGAGAAACCAUUUGAAUGUCCUGUUUGUGGGAAAUGUUUUAGUCAAAAUUCCAACCUGGUGAUGCACCAGAGGACUCACACAGGAGAGAAACCCUUUGAAUGUCCUGAUUGAGGAAAAAGUUUCAUUAAAAAUGUCCACCUCGCGAGUCACCAGACGACUCACAUGGGAGAGAAACUUUUCAAAUGUCCUGUCUGUGACCAAUGCUUCAGGCAUAAAUCGUCCCUUAUUGCCCACAAGUAAAUCCACUUGAGACAAAAGUUGAUGAGUUUAGAGAAGGCUUGAAUUUCAUUUCUAAACUCUCAUUAGGAAUGUAGGUCUUGAAUGUAUUUUUUAAAUUCUCGCCUGAUGCUUUUUAGUAUUAGACUUGUAGGUAGAUAGAAAAAUAUGUUAGUUCAAUAAAGUCUAAGUACCCGUUUCUGUUGAUCAGCAGACGUUUCUGGAUAUUUUCUGUGCAGAAGUUGUGGAUUUCCUCCAAAUGGUUUUCUGGGUAAUGCUUUUUGUAUAUUGAUCACGGAACUCCAACAUAUGGAGUUCCCUCUUCUACUUUGGUGUCCUUCAGAUUUUGAGCCCCAUAAUACUCCAGCCACUCUAGAAGUAGUGCUCGAGAUACAACUGUAAUGUGCCAUGGUGGUGCAGUGGUUAGAGUGCAGGACUGCAAACUGC